AUGUCUUCUUCCAUCGACGAACCGACCACUUUGUGGAUUCGAUCUUUGGUAAACCAAGAUCGAUUCGAAUGGGAUCGUCGGCCCAUCAAAGAUCUCAUCUACCGGCUUUUGGAUGACGUCACUUCUUAUGAUUUCCAAUUAAUUUUUAUGGCCAUAUUGGUUUACGAUAGAGCUCAAGUGUUUCAAAUAUUCUUGGAGUAAGUCUCAAACACAGAAUAAAAUAAUAUUAUUCGUACAAUUAGUUGUGGUUUACUAAAACAGAUAGAGGCCGAUGAAGAGCCAGUGUUGUAUAAAGUAAUCCAAAACAAAGCUCACAAAUGUCUGAAGGCUCUGAUACGGCAUCUAGAGCCGGAGAAUUCAAUCUCGGCGAUUCUCCAGCUCUAUCAGAAUACAACGGCAGUGCAUUUGGCUGCUCAUAUUGGAGCUCCGAAGAUAUUAAAGGUAAGGUAUUAGGUGCCCUUUAAGACGAUUAGGUUCUCUUCGAGACUGUGAAGGAUGAGAUCAAUGACCUGAUGUCGGAUCUGUAUCAAAGAAGUCCUCUUCAUUAUGCUGCCAUCUCGGGUUCUUGUCACUGUGUUGAGGAAUGCUUGGAUUUUGGGUUCGCCGUUGACAAGAAAGAUAAAUUCCAUCAAACUCCCCUUAUGUUCGCCAUAUUUCGGGCGGAACGUAAUACCGUUAUUUUAUUAUGCAGAUUUGAAAUUUAGCUGAGAUUAUCAGACUUUUGGUUCGAAAGAAGCCGGCUUCGGUCUCGGUUCGAAACAAAUUCAAUGGCAUGUCUGUUCUCCACUUGGCUGUCUUGGCCAACAACAUUGAGGGACUUAAGAUUAUAUUGGAGGUUGCACCAAAGCAAUUGCUCGAUGUAAGAAGUGUAACGUAACAUGUCAUCUGUUCAGCAAUUGGAUGAAAGCACAAGAACUCCUCUUCAUUAUGCUGCCUUAUACGACCGAAAGGAAUGCGUAGAAUUGCUGCUCAAGAAUGGAGCCAACAAAAACGUGACCGACAAAAACUAUGCUUAUCCUGCACAUUAUGCGGCCCAACAUAGCUUGGGGAGUCUGAAACUGUUGACACAAGGAGUUAAAGAGGUAAUCAAGUCGUUUGACAAUAGUUUUCUUCAGGAUUUAAGUGAUGACAAAGGUCGAACUACAUUCAUGUGGGCUGUUUUGGCCAAGAAUGAUGAAAUAGUAAAGGCCUACCUUAAUCGAGAGAUAGGUAUAAACGUGGAUCCAAACUCGGCUGACAUCUACAAAAAGACCGCAUUGCAUCUGGCAGCACACAAAGGGUCCUUCCAGAUAUGCAAACAACUCAUUAAUGCUGACAGACCUUGGAGUAUUACGGUAGACCAUCAAUAAUAAAGUAAUCUUCGUUUAGCAAGAGGACUGUAAACUGGCUACUCCAGUCCAUUUGGCGGCAGGAGGCGGGCACAAUCAUAUAUUGGACUUGUUUCGAUUAUCGGCGGAUAUUGACAUUCAGAACAGUGAGAAAACGUGAGUAAUCGUUCAAAACGACAAGUUCUUGCAGAACCCCAUUAUUUUAUGCCUGUUUGGGGGGAAUGUCACAUACCGUCCAAGUUUUGGUAGAGACUUACAAGGCCAAUGUGAAUCACAAGAAUUACAUCGACCAAACCCCUCUCCACUGUGCGGUCUUUUCUGGAUCUCUGCCAUGUGUAAAGACUCUACUUGACCUUAACGCUGACAUCCAUGCCAGAAAUAUCAAACAGAAGACCCCUGUAGAUCUUGCCGAAGAACUCAACCAAAAACUCAUAAUCGAACAUUUCGCGGCCCGGAUUAAAUAUGAGAUGCAAAUAUAA
Bursaphelenchus xylophilus (pine wood nematode) is the source of this 1807-nucleotide messenger RNA. The record is from the annotation of a GenBank genome assembly. Lineage: Eukaryota; Metazoa; Nematoda; Chromadorea; Rhabditida; Aphelenchoididae.